UUGCCGGCGUCUUGUUACGUCUUCUCUUGAUAUCCGCACCUUUCGCACUUCAGGUCUGCCCUCCGACCUGACAGUCCUCUCCUCUCUUGCAGCUUUGUUGGGACACUGCCUCUCAGCUGAGCGUCUUUCAGGAUGUUGGCGCAACGACUCGCAGCGCGACAGCUGCCCCGGCUGGGUCGCCGGACCUUCGCUACCGUCAAUGACUCCCCUCUCACCAAGAAGGUCGAGAUGACCAAUUGGGAGAAGGGCCACUACAUCAACUACGCGGGCAUGAACGAGAACCUGAACAUUGUGCGAAAGCGACUGAACAAGCCUCUCACAUACGCCGAGAAGAUCCUGUACUCGCACUUGGACGAUCCGCAUGGACAGGAGAUUGAGCGUGGAAAGAGCUAUCUCAAGCUCCGCCCAGACAGAGUUGCUUGCCAAGAUGCCACAGCUCAGAUGGCCAUCCUGCAGUUCAUGAGCUCGGGUAUGGAUGCUGUUGCCACACCCACCACUGUGCACUGCGAUCACUUGAUCGAGGCACAAGUUGGUGGCGAGAAAGAUUUGGCGCGUGCAUACGACAUCAACCGAGAGGUGUACGAUUUCUUGAGCUCUUCAUGUGCCAAGUACAACAUUGGUUUCUGGAAGCCAGGUUCUGGUAUCAUUCACCAGAUCGUGCUCGAAAACUACGCUUUCCCAGGUGGUCUCAUGAUCGGUACCGACUCUCACACUCCAAACGCUGGUGGUCUUGGUAUGGCCGCCAUUGGUGUUGGUGGCGCUGAUGCCGUCGAUGUCAUGGCCAGCUUGCCAUGGGAGCUCAAGGCACCAAAGGUCAUCGGUGUCAGGCUUACCGGAAAGAUGAGCGGCUGGACUGCACCAAAGGACAUCAUCUGCAAGGUCGCUGGUAUCCUCACUGUCAAGGGUGGAACUGGUGCCAUCGUCGAGUACCACGGACCUGGAACUGAGAACCUGAGCUGUACUGGAAUGGCCACUAUUUGCAACAUGGGUGCUGAAAUUGGUGCCACCACCUCGCUCUUCCCAUUCAACGACCGCAUGUACGACUACCUCGCCGCCACCAAGCGCCAACACAUUGGCGACUUCGCUCGUGGCUACGCCGCCGAGCUCCGCGAGGACGAGGGCGCCGAGUACGAUGAGCUUAUCGAGAUCAACCUGAGCGAGCUCGAGCCACAAAUCAACGGACCUUUCACCCCAGAUCUUGCUACCCCAAUCAGCAAGUUCGCAGACGCUGUCAAGGAGAACAAGUGGCCACAAGAGCUGAAGGUUGGUCUGAUCGGAUCCUGCACAAACUCCUCGUACGAGGAUAUGAGCAGAGCUGCGGCCAUUGCUCAGGAUGCGCUUGACCACGGUAUCAAGGCCAAGGCUCUCUUCACAAUCACACCUGGUUCUGAGCAAAUCCGCGCUACUUGCGAGCGCGACGGUCAACUCAAGACUCUCGAGGAAUUCGGUGGCAUGGUUCUUGCUAACGCAUGUGGUCCAUGUAUCGGACAGUGGGAUCGCCGCGACGUCAAGAAGGGCGAAGCCAACUCGAUCAUCUGCUCGUACAACCGAAACUUCACUGGUCGUAACGAUGCCAACCCAGCCACACACUCCUUCGUUGCCUCUCCUGACAUGGUCGUUGCCAUGACCCUCGCUGGCGACCUUACAUUCAACCCGCUUACCGACACCCUUAAGGACAAGGAUGGCAAGGACUUCAAGCUCAAGGAGCCAACUGGUGACGGUCUGCCCACUCGUGGGUAUGAUCCAGUGGACACUUAUCAGCAUCCACCGGAAGAUCGCGCCGCUGUCAAGGUUGCGGUCUCGCCAACCUCCGAUCGUCUGCAGCUGCUCGAGCCUUUCGAGCCAUGGAAUGGCCAGGACGCGAAGAACGUCCCAAUCCUGAUCAAGGCUCAAGGCAAGACCACUACUGACCACAUCUCUAUGGCCGGCCCAUGGUUGAAGUACCGUGGCCACUUGGACAACAUCUCGAACAACUUGCUCAUCGGUGCCAUCAACGAGGCCAACGGUGAGGCCAACAAGGUCAAGAACCAGGACACCGACAACUGGGACGCCGUUCCAGCAGUGGCCCGUCAGUAUAAGAAGGAGGGUGUCAAGUGGGUCGUCAUUGGCGACUGGAACUACGGAGAGGGCUCAUCCCGUGAGCACGCUGCUCUCGAGCCUCGCCACCUUGGUGGCCUUGCCAUCAUUACCCGAUCGUUCGCCCGUAUUCACGAGACCAACUUGAAGAAGCAGGGUAUGCUUCCUUUGACCUUCCAGAACCCAGAAGACUACGACAAGAUCAAGCCAGAUGACCGUAUCGACCUCAAGCUCACCGAUAUUGGUGUUGGCAAGCCUGUUACCAUGACUGUGCACCCAGCUGCUGGUGGUCAAGCUUUCGAUAUCACACUUGUGCACACAUUCAACGAAGGACAACUGGAGUGGUUCAGGAACGGCAGUGCGCUGAACACCAUGGCCAAGAAGGCGGCUCAGAAAUAAGUUGAUCUUGAACGAGGAUCAGGAUGAGAAGAGGAGUGAAUGACAAGAGGUAUGAAAGCAACGACUUUCGGAUCGUCGUAAUGAUACACAGAACGGGCGGCAUUCGUCGCCUCGUGCAUUACAUGCGUGGGAGGCAGUGGCCAGCGCGGUCAGCGACGAGACUGUAGCAUUGUGCAUAUUUAUUUCAGGCGCGUUUGGUCGUUCCGGAGGGGAUCAUGUAUUGUGACAAUGAACUUUUAAGACCAAAAUCUUCUCCUUGA
This is a messenger RNA of Cercospora beticola, 2735 nucleotides long. RefSeq lists its product as uncharacterized. Gene Ontology annotation, biological process: tricarboxylic acid cycle. NCBI's taxonomy places the organism in Eukaryota, Fungi, Ascomycota, Dothideomycetes, Mycosphaerellales, Mycosphaerellaceae. Gene Ontology annotation, cellular component: cytosol; mitochondrion. Gene Ontology annotation, molecular function: 4 iron, 4 sulfur cluster binding; aconitate hydratase activity. The record is from RefSeq and is a predicted model, not a curated record.